Messenger RNA from Papaver somniferum (opium poppy), 576 nucleotides. RefSeq lists its product as uncharacterized. The record is from RefSeq and is a predicted model, not a curated record. Lineage: Eukaryota; Viridiplantae; Streptophyta; Magnoliopsida; Ranunculales; Papaveraceae. The transcript has a single exon. Bases 1 to 576 code for a protein of 191 amino acids. Gene Ontology annotation, molecular function: nucleic acid binding; RNA-DNA hybrid ribonuclease activity.
AUGGCAAUGACAGUCUCAUGGAUUAUAUGGAACGAGAGUUGUGAAGUUAACUUCCAAAACGAAAAGGCUGAACCCUUGGCAGUGGCUAGGAGAGCUAUUAGCUUUGCAACAUAUAUCAGUAAACUGAACUUACAUGAUCAGUUACAAAGCACUAAUACCCAAACUAGCUCUCCCCCAAAACCUGUGUGGAAACCACCACCAAAUCCAUAUCUUGUUAUAAAUUGCGAUGCAUCUUAUGAUACUAAUACUGGACUAACCGGGGUCUCUCUUGUUUUGCGUGAUUCUGCAGGCACUUGGAGGGGAUGCUAUGCAAAAUGCUAUGCAGGAGUAAGCAAUUCAAAACAUGCAGAAUGCUUGGCGUUUUUCGAUGCUGUCAGCUGGAGUAAGGAAUUGCGACAUACUCAUGUAGUUUUCGAGACUGAUCUACGGACAAUUGAAAGCUACAUCAACUCAGCAAAGCCAGUUAUAGCGUGGAAAAAUGAAAGCAUUCUAAUAGAUGCUUUAGACUGUCUUAAGUUUAUUCCUGGUAAUGUCAUUAUAAUUAUAGAGAUUGCAAUAAACUUGCUGAUGAGUUAG